AUGCCCCGAGAGGCUCAACAGCCUCCUACCGAUCUCCUGGACAGGCUGCAGCGGCUAGCAGGCUAUACCUGGGAUGAGUCGAGGCAAUUUCGCUCCAGCUAUGGCGUAUGGCAUAUUUUCGGCACAAAACACUUUGUCGAUACCACCAGGUCGCGUCAUGUUCUACCCGUCCGUCCUCGAACCGUGUCAUCUCUCGAACAACACAACGAUGGCGCAAAUGGUGUUGCGCCCGAUGACGCCCGUAUAGCGGCGGAGAAAGGCCGGGAGAGUGCGAUGGAAGUGGUGGCGCGUAUUUCUGAGAGCCCAGAUCAGGAAGAAAAAGCGAAGGAGGAGUACCGGAGGCUGGCCGCGGUGGCCGAUCCACACUACAACUGUCUCCUGCGGCCCCUGGAGCUGAAGCGAUUACCCAGUCGCGAUCAAGAGAGCGAGCCACCGCUGGUGGUCUGCAUCUACGAGAGCCCCGGUCCGAAUGACUUGUUGAAAUACGUGGACUGCAGCCCGACCUGGUAUCGCGACGUUCCCGAAGCGGAUGGAAGUGACGAGGAUCAUCAUGAUAACGGCAAGGACGAGGACGAUGGUGAUGACGAUGAUGACGAUGACGAUGACGAUGAUGCGAUUUCAGUGCGGCGCAAUCGGAACGAGCCGAUGCCGCUGUCCACCUUUCUAGAUUUCGCCAUCGGCGCCGCGGAGUGCAUCAAAAUCCUCCAUAGCCAGCAGAUUGUCCAUGGGGAGAUCAGGGCGGAUGCCUUUCACUUCAGUGAAGAGACCGGCAAGGUGAAGCUGAUCCAUCUUGGAGCUGGUCGGAGGCGUUGCCACUCCGAUCUUUCGAAUGCAACCUAUUCCGCUCUUGCCAACCAGGACGGUGCUACGGCCAGGAUAUCAUUCAUGAGCCCGGAGCAAACUGGCCGGACGCCCAUUCAGCCCGACAGUCGAGCCGAUAUCUAUUCCCUGGGCAUCCUCCUGUGGAGCGCUCUUGUCCAGGAGACGCCGUUUUGCGGCAGGACCCCCAUGGAAAUCAUCAGAGCAGUGUUGGGAGAGGAACUUCCUCUGGUAUCGAGCUUGCGGCCGGACGUUCCGGACCUCGUCGCGCGAGUGAUCGCCAAAGCAACCGCCAAGAACGUCUCGGAGCGGUACCAUUCCGUGAGUGGUCUGCGACAUGACUUCGUGGAGUUGCGGAGGCUACUGGCUACGAAAGUGCCUGACGAUGAGGGCAAUAAUGGAGAGGAAGCAGCUAAAGCCGCAGAACUGGGUAACUGGAAAAUUGGCAGCAAGGAUGUCUCUCCGUUCUUCACGCUGCCGCGCAUCAUGGUGGGCCGGACACAGGAGCGGAAUGCCAUUGUGGAGAUUCUGGACCGGACGUAUCAGAUGUACCAGGCUGGAAAAGGGCUACAGCUGUCGUCGCUGCCCGAGGGUCAAUUCGCCACGUUCGAUGCUUUGGCCUUCCCAGGCGACACCCCCGGCGAAGAGGAUGGCCACAACGCGAUGGACGGCUUUUCCAACUUGCUGGCCUCCACAGGCGGCGUCCGCCGCUCAUAUCCAGCCAAUACGACCCGUAUGCGGUCUCCUGCCGACUCGCGGUACGGCUCGUUCGAGAGCAUCGAAUCCGUAUCAGCGGGGUCGGACGCAAAGACGGCGGAUAAGCGACUGUCGACUCCAUCGAUUGACAGCGCCAGUGUGGAGGGAAGCUCCCGAUCCAGCGACAGUGCCGGCAGGACAGCCGCGCAUCGCAUGAUGGUGCCGAAAGGACGAUGCGAGCUGAUCACCAUCGAGGGAGGCGCUGGCUUGGGCAAGACCCGGCUGAUCACAUCCGUGCAGAUUGAAGCCAGACAGCGAGGCUUCUUUGCCAGUUCCCGGUUUGAUCCUGCCGCCAAAGAACGCUUGCGUCCGGUUCUGCAACUAUUUUCCAGCCUGUUCGAGCAGGCGUUCUCGGAGAAUACUAUUGAGCCUAGCUUCCUGCCGAUGUUGAGGAACCAUAUAGGGUCUGCGUGGAACACUCUACACAAGGUUCUGGGUCUUCCGAAAUUCCUCCUAGGAUCGGGUCCCGACUUGCCAGACCGGGCGUCGAAGGGUGCUACUGCCGCAGUCCCAUCCUCCUCCCGGCACACCGGGACUCCGAGCUCCCAAGAGUUUCUUCGGACAGGAUCCUCUACCAAGUCCUUGCCGCUCGUCCGGACCUUGCUGGAUAUUCUGCGAGCCUUCUCGCGAUACAAACCGCUGUGCCUCUGCUUGGAUGACGUCCACUUUGCGGACGAAGAGUCGUUGGAGCUUGUUGCUCAGAUCGUUUCCGCUAGGAUCCGAAUGGUGGUUAUUCUGGCUUACCGGCCUGAAAAUGCCUCCUCGGAAAUGACCAACCAUAUCUUAGAUCUUUGUACCAAUGAAGGGUUCCGAAAGGGAAGAGACGUGGGUAUUACGACCAUCACCCUUUCUCCACUCAACGAAGACAGCGUGAUGGAAUAUGUCGCAAAUACCCUCUAUCUAUCCGUCCCUCUUAUUUGGCCCUUGGGGGCGCUCAUUCAAUCCCGGACUGGUGGGAACCCCUUCUAUAUCCGAGAAAUGUUGAGCGUUUGCUACCGACAGAAAUUCGUCUGGUACGACUACCAGGAAGGAUCGUGGUCGUUUGAUCUUCGCCGCAUCUCGGAUCAUUUCAAGGCAGACGACUACCACGAGGCCGUGCUCGAUGAUUUCUUGGUCAUUCGGUUGAACAGCUUACCGCCUGUCACCAAGUCAAUCCUGGCCUGGGCAUCCUCUGUGGGAAUGACCUUCUCCUUUCAACUGGUGCGGAGGCUUUACAGCGGCGAUAAGACGGCUCCUGAAGCAGGCUUGCCCGAGGUGGAGAUGAUUCAAGCUCUUCAGCCCGCCAUGGAAGCCUACGUGAUCGCACCCACAAAGCACCAUGACGUCUUCUCUUUCACGUAUAACCGUUAUAUGCACAUUGCAGCCUCGUUCCACACAAAGGCCAAAGACCAAGUCAACUUCAUUAAAGCACAAGUGCUGUUCCACUAUUAUUCCCACGAUGACAAGUACCGCAAUAUGCUGGCAUCGGCCAUCAUUGAAUCCGCCCCGGUCAUCAAACGCUGCGUGACCAGACGACAGCCUUUCCGCAAGUUCCUAGUGGACCAUGCGAAAGCCGCCAACAAGACCGGCUACCGCUCAACCGCCAUUGACUCGUAUGCGUGUUGCAUCGUCCUGCUUCAGGAUAACAUGUGGGAUGACAACUCGGAGGACGUGAGCUAUGACGAGACGCUGCACAUUUUUACCGCCGCUGCGGAGUGCUACCUGUACCAAGGACAGCACGCCGAAGCUAAUCGCUUGCUGCAGUCCAUCCUCUCGAAUGCGCGCAGCGCGGUGGACAAGGCCCCAGCGUGGAUCUUGCAGUCGCGCAUGCUUGCGCAGCAAGGUAACUCGACCGAUGCUUUCCAGGCGCUGAAAGCGUGCCUCGUGACUUUGGGUCUUGAUAUCGAUGAGGACCCGACUUUCGCCAAAUGCGACAAUCAAUUCCGGCGCCUGCGCGACGCCAUUACAGCGAUCGACUCGGAGGGCAUCGCCGAAAAGACCCCUGUGGAGCAUCCCAACUUGGCUGCUGCCGGUGCGGUUCUCGUAGAAGCCACCCGGGCGGCAUUCUGGUCUGAUACGCUGACCUUCUAUCAGAUGACACUGGUCAUGGUCGAUACCUAUCUCACUCGCGGUACGUUUCCCCAGGCCGGCAUGGGACUCUUGCAGUUGGCUGUGAUUGCGAUCUCUCGGGACAGUGCGAUUUCCUUCGCCAGUCAUUGUGGGGACCUCGCCUUGGCACUGAUUGAGCAAUGGAAAGAUCCCAAUACCAUGGGACGUGGCAUCGCGCUAUACUCGACCUUUGUUGGUCAUAUCAAACAUCCCGUCCAGUCGUCUAUUGGGCAAUUGGAGGGGGCCUUGGAUUUUGCCAUCCGCGCCGGUGACCGGAUUGCAACGAUCUUGAACUAUGGAUUUCUGGCCACCGCGAAAUUCUUUGCCUUUGAAAACCUAGCGGAGCUGGAGAACUUUUGCGUCUCCAGUUGUGAGGAUAUUCCUCACUGGCAGUCAGAUACCCCCGGCGGCACGAUCCUUAUGGCAAUAUGCCAGGUCUGCCGUGCUCUACAAGGGAAAACAUUCACGCACGACCCUAUGGGGGUGAUGAGCUGCGAGGAGCACAACUCGACCGCCUACAAGCAUUGGCUGGUGACAACGAUCAAGAACAGCGACCGUCCCCUCAUGCUCUAUGAAAGCAUGGAAAUGGCUCCAUUGUUCCUUUAUGGGCACUACGGCCGGGCGGUUGCACUGGGAAAUGCCUGCCUCAAAAAGAUCAAUGCUGUAUGGUCUGCACGGGACACGAGGUUCCUUAUGUUCUUCCAUUCCCUUUCUCUAGCUGGAUCCGUAUGGGUCCGGAAGCAGGAGCAGCUCGAUGCCACUUAUCAGGCAGGUUACUCCCAGCCGGCCUCGGAUGUAGACGGGCGGUCGCUCGAUCCCUCUCUGAAGGCAGACAUGGUCGGCCUGGCGAGGAUGCUGAGGUAUUUCAGGCGAAGGAUCGAACAGUGGCAGGCUGUUUCAGAUGUGAACUAUCUGGCGUGGUCUAAGAUGCUCGGCGCCCAGGUCGCGGAGAUGGAAGGUGAUCAAGCCGCGGCUCUACGCCUCUACCAAGAGGCUUUAGAUCAUACUUCCACCCAUGGUUUUAUUUUUGAAGAGGCCUUGGUCCAUCAUCUGUUGGCUGGCCAUCUGAUACGCGAGGGCUCUUCCCGACUAGGCACUCUCGCUCUCAAGGAGGCAGUUACUCUUUAUCGGCGGAUGGGGGCCACCGGGGUCGCUGAUCAUAUCCUGCAGUCGCAUGAUCUGCAACAAAGGGUAAAGGACGCACGAGAGGCGGCUACUCAAACCGACGCGGAAGAAAUGACUGUAGCGACUAGACCACGAGUGACCACUACCAACACCGACGACACCUCCAGCAUCGAAGAUGCCGUGGGGGACCGUGCCCUCCACAUAUUGGAUCUCACCUCCAUCCUGGAAGCGUCACAGGUGAUUUCCAGCGUUCUCCGGGUGGAUGAGCUGCUGCGUACCAUGUGCAAGAUCAUCAUGCAAAGCUGCCAUGGUGUCGCUACCCUAGCAGCCAUUGUCACCAACGAGGAGGAGAAGGUCGGGUGGGCAGUGGCGGCCAGUGGGAAUGCGGCCGGACAUAUCAAAGUACAUAAUCCUCCCACUCCGAUUCGCCAAUCCAAUCUUGUGGCCGAGAGCAUUGUCAACUACUGCGUACGCUUCCGCGAAGCGGCUUAUUUGCCAGAUGUCCUGCAGGAUCCGCGGUUUAGCCACGUUAGUGAGACCUGGGUCGCGCAGAACCCGGUCAGCAAAUCCGUCAUGGCCUUGCCCAUUUCGCCCGGCGGCGACGAGAGUGGACCCAAUGUGGUGCUGUAUCUGGAGGGUCCACCGAACGCCUUCUCGUAUCGCACGCGGGUCGUUUUGCAGUUGCUCGUGGUGCAGCUCGGGAUCAGUUAUUCCAAUGCGCUGACACUCCAGGAAGUCGAACGCGUGUCCACGAUCAACCAAUCCAUGGUUGAGGCGCAGAAGAAGGCCCUGGCGGAAGCGAUGGCGGCCGAGCAGAAGGCAAAUGUGGCCAAGGCGGAGGCCCUGCAUCACGCCAAACUGGCCGAAGAGGCCGCUAAGGCCAAGAGCAGCUUCCUCGCUAAUAUCUCCCAUGAGCUACGGACUCCUCUGAAUGGGGUCAUUGGCAACUCUGAACUCUUACUCAGUAGUCCACUGCCCGAGGCGCAGUUGGAAAUGGCCGAGUCGAUCCGCAUGUCGGCGAACCUGCUCCUCGCCGUGAUUAAUGACAUCCUCGACUUCUCCAAAGUUGAGGCGAACAAGAUGCAGUUGCACAUUGUCCCAUUCGACGUCGAGAGAAUGGUAAUGGAAGUCGUUCGCUCGAUCCCGACCGAUUCCAAGAACGGGCCAAGGUCGAGCGAUGUCCACAUUGUGCAUGACAUUCAACUCCAGGAAACCCGUCACGUAUGUGGUGAUCCCGUGCGCCUGAGACAGAUCCUGGGAAACCUGCUAGGAAACAGUCUGAAAUUCACGGAAAAGGGGUCCAUCACUGUCGGAGCCCGCGCGGAACAUGAAACCGAGGAGUCUGUCCGUCUUUCCUUCUGGGUGGCCGACACGGGGAUUGGCAUCCCCGCUGCACUCAUCCCCCGGCUGUUCAGACCCUUCACCCAAGCCGAUGCCAGUACCGCGCGCCGGUUUGGGGGUACCGGACUAGGGCUCAGUAUUUGCAAACUUCUGGUGGAAUUGAUGGGCGGCACAGUCGACCUCAAAAGCACCGAGCAUGUCGGAACGACCGUUUCCUUUGCAGUCACAUUUCCCAAGGCGAUCCCGGGAGAUUCGGGACGUACUACACCGACGCGGUCCAGCGACGGCAGCCCGGGCGUGAUCGACCAACAGCCACCCCUGGAACUGCUGGAUUUAGCUAAUGUCCGCCUUAAAGACCUCCGCGUCUGCAUCGCAGAAGACAACCUCAUCAACCAGACGAUCACCGUCCAGUUCCUCAAGAAACUAGGCUUUACCCGGAUAGACACCUACAACAACGGCCUCGAAGCCGUAGAGGGCAUCCAGAGGCAAGCCAGCCGGGACCAACCAUAUCACAUGAUCCUGAUGGAUGUUCAGAUGCCCGUCAUGGACGGGUAUGACGCCACGCGGCGUCUGCGUCAGCAUCCUAUGGACGCUGUCAGGCGGAUACUCAUUAUCGCGCUUACAGCGUCGGCGAUCCAGGGAGAUCAGCAGCGGUGUUUGGCGUCGGGGAUGAAUGACUACCUGGCGAAGCCGGUCCUGCUGGCGGCUUUGAAGAAGAAAUUCAGCAAGUAUUUGAGCAUCGUAUGA
Molecule: messenger RNA, 6876 nt
Organism: Aspergillus viridinutans
Lineage: Eukaryota; Fungi; Ascomycota; Eurotiomycetes; Eurotiales; Aspergillaceae
Exons: 3
Coding region: 1-6876 (2291 amino acids)
Biological process (GO): protein phosphorylation; phosphorelay signal transduction system
Molecular function (GO): ATP binding; phosphorelay sensor kinase activity; protein binding
Source: RefSeq, a predicted model, not a curated record